AGCACCUUCAAGGAGGACGUGCUCCUGCCGCCAGGGCAGCCUGACCAGGCAGCCCACCACCCCUAGCAGGACCACGGCUGCUGGGACCAUGCUGUCAGCCACCAUGGUGGGCACUCUGGUCCGAGGGUGGAGGAAUCGCAGCUCCCCUCGAAGAGCUGGGUCAAAACUCCCUGUCCCACAGAGACAAGGUGGAAUUCGGAUUCAGGAUGGGCAGCAGUUGCGUCUUGAAGCGCCAUCAGCUGUGACCGAGGUUCCUGAUCUCAAAACGGCAGCCCAGCAUUCCGGAUCUGCACAGCCCAACACCAUGGAGCUCUCCGACAGUGACCGACCUGUCAGCUUUGGCUCCACCUCGUCCUCUGCCUCUUCCCGGGACAGCCACGGCUCCUUCGGGAGCAGAAUGACCUUGGUUUCAAAUAGCCACCUGGGCUUGUUUCACCAGGACAAGGAAGCAGGGGCCAUAAAACUGGAGCUGGUUCCAGCCCGGCCGUUUUCCAGCAGCGAGCUGCAGAGGGACAGCCCUGCGGGGCCACAGAACAUGGACCACCGCAGCGAGAGGCAGCCCAGGGCCCCAUGGGGCCUGGACACAAACGGGGAGCCCAACACAACUGCAGACUCAGCUACCAGUCCCAAGCUCCUGUAUGUGGAUAGAGUUGUGCAGGAAAUUCUGGAGACUGAAAGGACUUACGUGCAAGAUUUAAAAAGCAUCGUGGAGGAUUACCUGGACUGUAUCAGAGACCAAACAAAACUUCCCCUGGGGACUGAAGAUAGAUGUGCCCUUUUUGGAAAUAUACAAGAUAUCUACCACUUCAAUAGUGAACUUCUACAAGAUUUAGAAAACUGUGAGAAUGAUCCAGUGGCCAUAGCAGAAUGUUUUGUGUCCAAGAGUGAAGAAUUCCACAUUUAUACCCAGUAUUGCACGAACUACCCAAGGUCAGUGGCUGUGCUAACCGAGUGCAUGAGGAACAAGGUGCUGGCCAAGUUCUUCCGGGAACGGCAGGAAGCGCUGAAGCACUCACUGCCACUGGGAUCCUACCUCCUGAAGCCCGUGCAGCGGAUCCUCAAGUAUCAUCUCCUCCUGCAUGAAAUAGAAAAUCACCUGGACAAGGACACGGAUGGCUACGAUGUGGUGCUCGAUGCUAUAGACACGAUGCAGCGCGUGGCCUGGCACAUCAACGACAUGAAGCGGAAGCAUGAGCAUGCGGUGCGGCUGCAGGAGAUACAGAGCUUGCUGACGAACUGGAAAGGGCCCGACCUGACCAGCUACGGGGAACUGGUGCUAGAAGGGACCUUCCGCCUCCAGCGGGCCAAGAAUGAGCGGACACUCUUCCUUCUGGACAAGCUGCUCCUCAUCACCAAGAAGAGGGAGGACACGUUUACAUACAAAGCACACAUCCUGUGUGGCAACCUCAUGCUGGUGGAGGUGAUCCCCAAGGAGCCGCUUAGCUUCAGCGUCUUCCACUACAAGAACCCCAAGGUGCAGCACACCGUUCAGGCGAAAUCCCAGCAGGACAAGCGCCUCUGGAUUCUGCACCUGAAGAGGCUGAUCCUGGAGAACCACGCAGCCAAGAUUCCGGCCAAGGCCAAGCAAGCAAUACUUGAAAUGGAUGCCAUUCACCAUCCAGGCUUCUGUUACAGCCCCGAGGGGGAGACGAAAACGCUCUGCGGCUCCAAAGACGGUGCCACGCCGUAUCGGCUGAGAAGAAAGUCUGAACCUUCCUCGAGAUCACAUAAAGUUUUGAAGACCAGUGAAACAGUGCAAGACAUCCAAAAGGUUUCUAGAGAGGAAGGUUCUGCCCAGCUGACUUCUGCGGGGCCUUCUGCUGCCCAGAGGAACAGUCAGCCCAGCAGCUCCACCAUUCUCAGCGUGCUUCGAGGGGGUGGCGCCCUCAGGAACAUCUGGACGGAUCACCAGAUCAGGCAGGCCUUGUUCCCCAGCCGCCGGUCCCCACAGGAGAACGAGGACGAUGAAGACGACUACCAGAUGUUUGUGCCGUCCUUCUCCUCCUCAGACUUGAACUCCGUCAGGCUGUGUGAAGAGAGCAGCUCUUCCAGUCGCCCUUGCAGCUGGCAUAUGGGACAGGUUGAGUCCACAGAGACCUCAGGGGCUGGCCACAGGAUUGUCCGUCGAGCCAGCAGUGCCGGUGAGAGCAACACAUGCCCUCCUGAGACGCGAGUUAAGGACGGCAGCAGCUCUCAGUACAGCCCCCGCAGGGAACUGCAAAACGGUCCUCACACGGAAGGGCAAGAAGACGUGAAUCCGUUUGGGUCAGCUGUAGAGCUGACGAUUGACGACAUAGACCACGUCUACGAUAACAUAAGUUAUGAGGACUUAAAGCUAAUGGUUGCUAAACGGGAAGAACCUCAGUCUACGCCCCCCAAAUCAGCCCGGGAUUCGGUUCGCCCUAAGAGCACCCCGGAGCUCCCCAUCUCAAAGAGACAAGCUGGCCACAGCACAAGUUCUGUACAUACAAGGAGAGACGCAGCACUAGGCAGCCGGGAGGCGGCUAACCAAAGCACUCAGGAGCUCCAGGAGGAGGAGAAUGUCUACGACACCAUCCGGCUUCCAGACCCACCAUCGCUGGAUUUCAAGUGCAGCAGCCUAAAGCGAUCCAAAAGGAGCACCUUCCUGGGGCUGGAAGCUGAUUUUGCAUGCUGUGACAGCCUGAGGCCCUUUGUGUCCCAGGACAGCCUCCCGCUGAGUGAGGACGAGGGGCCUUACCAUCAGGGGCCUCUGGACAGUGACUAUUUGAGCUUGCUGUAUAACUCUUCCAGCUGUAACCUGUCCAUAGCUGAUAAGACCCUGUCUGAUAAACUGUCUGAGGAAGUAGAUGAAAUCUGGAAUGACCUAGAAAAUUACAUCAAGAAAAAUGAAGACAAAGCUAGAGACCGUCUCCUGGCAGCGUUUCCUGUGAGCAAAGAUGACGUGCCCGGCAGGCUGCACGCUGAGAGCACCCCUGAGCUGAGCCGGGAUGCGGGGCGUGCCACCUCCACACUCUCCCUCCCCGAGAGCCAGGCUUUCCUCACGCCAGGAAAAAGCAGGGUCCUCAGACCUGGCCAGACCAGCUGCCCAGCGGAGGAAGACCUGAUUUCCACAGAAGACUCCUUUCUGAGUCUCAGCCGGUUCUCUGUGGCCAGCGAGAUCCCUCCUGUGGACAGUCCGUAUGAUCUGGUCAGCAGCAGCCCACCCCAGACAGACCCAGAGAACCCUGACCCUGGCGUGGACGGCACGGAUAAGACCAAAAGCCGGGUCUUCAUGAUGGCAAGGCAGUACAGUCAGAAGAUCAAGAAGGCAAAUCAGCUUUUGAAAGUGAGGGGCCCCGAGUUGGAGCCAGCGCCAGCCAGUCAGCAUCAGAAACCUGCAGCCAGGGACUUGGCAGCCAUCCUGGAGGAGAAGAGGCAGGGAGGCCCGGCCAUUGGUGCCAGGAUUGCUGAGUAUUCUCAACUGUAUGACCAGAUUGUGUUCAGGGAGACACCCCCUAAAAUUCAGAAGGAUGGCUGGGCCAGCAUGCAGGACCCCUCCCCGCUCAGGGCCGCGUCACCUUCCCAGGCCCACCAUGGCAGCGAGGACUGGCUUUGGCAUUCAACAUACAGUAAUGGAGAAUUAGCAGACUUCUGCCCCCGGCCAGAGAAAGACUUAAGGUCAAAGUAUCCCACUUUAGAAACAAGUACAAAAAGUCCUCCUAGACACUUGUCUGCAGCUUGCUCGGUGCCCUCUCUUCAAGUGUGUGAGCCUCUGCUGGGCUCCGCGCAGAGAUGCAAUGUGGUAGUAAGUCAGCCCCACAAAGAGAGCUGUCAGGGCCACCUUUACAACUCCCUGGGUCGCAAAGGCGUGAGUGCUAAAGCUCAGCCGUACAACAGGUCCCAGUCAUCGUCCUCCAUCUUGAUCAACAAAUCGCUGGACUGCAUCACCUACCCCAGUGAGCCGGGCAAGCCGCAGCUGCCUCCUGUACACCAGGGUUCCAGGAGUGGGAGCCACCAGGAUUUGCUGCCAGGAAUUGCUGACGCAGCUCACCAGGGCCCUGAAAAGGGCUCCGACCUCACACUCCAAGACUCACAGAAAGUUCUAGUAGUAAAUAAAAAUUUACCUUUAAAUGCCCAAAUAGCGACACAGAACUAUUUUUCCAAUUUCAAAGAGACUGAAGGAGAUGAAGAUGACUACGUGGAAAUCAAGUCGGAGGAAGAUGAGGCAGAGUUGGAGCUGUCUCAGAGUCACAGGAGGAAAUCUGUCUCCAAGAUGGUGGACACUGACUGUUCGGACAACGUCUGCAGCAACCGCGCAUCUUACCCUUUGAAUACUCCAUGCGCUCCAAAAGAGCCAAGAAGCAGCAAACUUGGGCUUUCACCAUAUCUGGCAACAUAUAAUGAUUCUGACAAACUGAAUGACUAUCUCUGGCGGGGACCAUCACCCAGCCAACAAAAUAUUGUCCAGUCUCUAAGGGAAAAAUUUCAGUGUCUCAGUUCAAGCAGUUUUGCCUAACGUUCUUAACAACAGCUGCUGAAUUAACUACUUCUUGUGCUUGUAGAUUACAGACACUGUCCUGAGGAGGUGUUUUAUUUGUACCAGGUUAAAACAAUUUUGUAAUAACAGGAGGUGUAAAAUAUACUUUGUUUUAAAGCACAACUUUUUGAACCAGCUGAUCAUACAGCCGGGAUCUUAGCAAAUGUCAGCAUUGGAGCAUCCUCUCUGAUGUCAUUUGUCUUCAUGUUUCAUGUAACUUUAUCUUACUUGAAAUUUUUUAGGCUUAUUUUUUAACAUAACUAUGAUUUUUUCCACAUCCUGACAAUAGUGUCCACACUUUAAGAAAUGCAAUAAUCCUGUAUUACCCAGAAGCCCCAAUUAGCUUUAUCCUACAAUUCAGAGACAGCAAGGAGACCUUCUUCACACGGUGUAAAAAGAAAGAAAACUAAAGCUGCUUAAGGAAUUAUGCUUAUACCUGACAUUUUUGUUACAUUUAUGGCAAGGCCCUGGAAUAAUUUAUGCCAGAGAUCUGUAAUUGAAAGGUAGUCUCAGUGCCUGUUUUAGGAUUUCUAGGCUGGUAUUCCUAUAUCAUUUCACUUUGAUGUAGAAAGCGUGUGACUAUGCAAAAUUAAAAUGUAGCAAGACCAACUUGCAGUAAACAAAAAUGUUACCUGUGUUCCUGGACAAGGCCUGGAUUAUGUGCUGCUUAUCAUGUUGUUUAUAGGACUUGUGGGGUGAAAUGAACUGUUUCCUUCACAGCUUAAAGAAAACCAAGUUCAAUAAAACGUAAAUUGACUUAACUACUAGAAAAGACAGAGUGACUUCUGGUGACAACUUGAUUAUCACUCAUAAUAAUUAUCACUCAAUUGACAGAGGGGGAGAAACAACCCAAAACACCUCACUAUUCCAUUAUGUGCACCCAUUUCUAACACAAAGUAAGCCAGAAGCUACAGAAAGACAAAGCACUUUAAAGUUAUGCUUCCCAGAGCAGAUUUUCAUAUAUACCUUCAUGAGUUCUGGACUCUGCCAAAGAACCUACUAGACCCCAGCCCUGGGGAAUUACCACAGGAAGGAGAAAAGAAUUUUUUUGCUAAAUAGUACAUACUAGGAGAGCCUUUUUUCAUUGUUUUGAGGCAUAUAAAAGAAGUUUGGGUUACUAGGUUCUGACUAAUACCAUUUCUACGUCGUCAUUACAGUCUUUAUAAAGCAUUCCUUUGUGGUGUUAUAUACUAACCUAGCUCUGCAUGAAAGGAAACAGAAGACCAAAAGGAAGAUGUGAGUAAAAGUGAAGUCAAAGACACUAAAGAGAUUAUUGAAGGCAGAUGAUUGCUACUUUAUAAAAAUGUCCCACGUUAUUCAGGACUCCAUCAGUACCGCAGGAAUAUUUCCUCACAGAGCCCUUUGGAGUCUCAUGUUAAGCAGUUGUACAUUCUAUGGCCUUUCCUCACUCCUGUUUCCAUUUUACUUUCUUUUCUCUUUGUUCUAAUUAAAAACUAACCAGUUUCCAUUUUUAAAACUGUGAUAAUUUGUGUAGGGAAAGGGAUCCAGGAUUUUCACUGAAAGGUGGGCAAUAAUAUUGAAUCUGUGGCAUGUUAACCAUAAUCUUUUCCAUCUUUUUAAGCCCUAUGCCUUUUUUUUUUUUGACCUGUCAAGCAUAAAAUGUGACUAUAUUUUACAAAUAGGUACCUAAGACAGUUUUCAUUUUAAAUAACAAAACAGAGCCCCAAUUUUUUAUUCUCCAAACUAAUCUCUCUUCUCAUACUCAGAGGCUAAAGAUGUAGCUCAGCGAUGGGACACUUCUCUGGCAUGCAUGGAGCCCUGGGCUCCAUCCCCAGCACAGGAAAAAAUACAUCCAUAUUGAAUAGAAUGGUUUUGUAAACAUACCUUCUUUUAUUGCUUUUAAUUCAAUAUGGUAUGAAUUGUCAGUAUUAAGCAGCAUCAAAAAAGACAAGCAACCGUGAGAAAGUGUGUUCAUAGACUUGCUAGAGGUGUGUGUAAGUGCGUUUGUAUUACUUGUCAAACAAAGUUACCUGACUCUUGUCCAGAAAUGUAGUUUCCAUCUUCAUUUUUUGGUCUGUAAAACCCAAAUUCUACAUACUCCACAUUACUGUUGUAUCCGAGUCUCAGAAAGUACUAAUUCUUCACACUGGCGGCCCCUUGCACAGACUGUGUUGUCUCCUGUAAACACGCAGCCCAUGCACGAAGGUGGACAUCUUACUGUACACACUGCCUCUGUGGUCCUUCAGGUUCCAGCACAAAUCUGCAGUUUUAUAGACCACUUCUCUGGGCCAGGAUGCAGAUUUUGAGAGCUGUGUGUACGGAUAUAAUCGUGUUCGUCUAUGUCCUCAGCUACCAUUUAAGUGCUUUUGUUCAAAUGAGUUUCUUCUGGAGGGGGGAUGGGGAUGUAUAUAAUUGAAGGGGAAGUUAUACACAUAAAAGUUCUCAUUGGGUUCCUGUAUGAAAGUAUCCAUUUUUUUUCACAUACUCUAUUCUUUGUGGGGAAAAUGAAUCUAGGAAGCAUAGUUUAAAUACUGUAUAUAAGAUAAUGAAUGUCAGCAGUACCCAUUAUUUAAUAAAGUUUUUAAAGUACAAA
Messenger RNA from Chinchilla lanigera (long-tailed chinchilla), 7052 nucleotides. It is a transcript of the gene Plekhg1, whose product is annotated as pleckstrin homology domain containing, family G (with RhoGef domain) member 1. The record is from RefSeq and is a predicted model, not a curated record. Bases 89 to 4477 code for a protein of 1462 amino acids. Lineage: Eukaryota; Metazoa; Chordata; Mammalia; Rodentia; Chinchillidae. Gene Ontology annotation, molecular function: guanyl-nucleotide exchange factor activity. The transcript has 16 exons.